Molecule: messenger RNA, 447 nt
Organism: Zophobas morio
Lineage: Eukaryota; Metazoa; Arthropoda; Insecta; Coleoptera; Tenebrionidae
Product: adult-specific cuticular protein ACP-20-like
Exons: 3
Coding region: 7-405 (132 amino acids)
Cellular component (GO): extracellular matrix
Source: RefSeq, a predicted model, not a curated record
UCCAGCAUGCUUCCCCAAGUUUUGGCUUUGGCGGUCCUGGUGGCCGGCGCCAGCGCCGGAGCGAUCGGCCUGGGGCUGGGUGGUCUCGGCCUGGUGGCUCGCCACGAUGUGGGGGUGGUGGAUUAUCACACUCCGGCCAGGUACGAGUUCAAGUACGGAGUGGGGGACCCGAAGACUGGCGACCGCAAGGAGCAGGCGGAAGUGCGGGUUGGGGAUGUGGUCAAAGGGGAGUACUCUUUGGCGGAGCCUGAUGGUACCAUUCGGGUGGUGAAGUACACCGCUGAUGACCACAACGGGUUCAAUGCUGUGGUGUCGAGAGUGGGGCAUGCGGUGCAUCCGCAGCCCAUUUUGGUGUCGAAAGGGCUGGCUCUGGGGGGCAUCGGGCUUGGAGGACACAUUUUGUAAGGAAAGGUCGGAUUUGUGGGGCUGAAAUGGAUUAUGGCAAGC